Daldinia vernicosa is the source of this 651-nucleotide messenger RNA. RefSeq lists its product as uncharacterized. Lineage: Eukaryota; Fungi; Ascomycota; Sordariomycetes; Xylariales; Hypoxylaceae. The record is from RefSeq and is a predicted model, not a curated record. The coding region runs from base 1 to 651 and encodes 216 amino acids. The transcript has a single exon.
AUGCUCUUCAGCAAAACCCUCUCCCUUGUCGCCUCGGCCGCCGCCGUCUGUGCCUCUGCCAUCCCCCCCUCCGUCAAAGCACGGGGUAGCAUCUCCGUGACACCCCACGACCGCUACUCGUCUUCCGCCGGCGUGCUCGGCUGCAAGAUCGACACCAACCGCGUGGCGUACUGGCCCUCCGCCGUCGACUGCAACAACCUGUGCGUCAAGGUCACCGCCAACGGCCGCACCGUGCACCUCCUCAAGGUCGACACCUCGGGCGGUGCCCACGACAUCUCCUACGACGCCUGGAACUACCUCGUCACCGGCAAAUCAGCUCGCGACGCCCCCGCCGUCGGAGGCGGCAUCGACGCCACUUGGGAGAACGCCCCCCUUUCCGACUGCGCCGCUCUCAUCAAGGAGCCCCAGGGCCGCCUUGCGAUCUCUGCUGCCAACGGCAUGAACUUCUACGGAACCUGCGGCAACACCAAGACCGCCCUGUACAACAUCGACAACCCGGUGUGUACUCUAGGCUACGACGAGGUGUGUACCCUCGCAGCUGGCGCCAACCAGGCCACCUGCGCGCACACUCUCGGUUCCAUCAAUCCCUUGACCUCCCAGCCCGUCUGGAACAUCGACUACGGCACUGGCCAGCUGUCACUUGCAGUCUAA